Dentiscutata erythropus is the source of this 151-nucleotide messenger RNA. NCBI's taxonomy places the organism in Eukaryota, Fungi, Glomeromycota, Glomeromycetes, Diversisporales, Gigasporaceae. The record is from the annotation of a GenBank genome assembly.
ACUGGAAUAUGCAAGUCAAGCCAAAGAACGAAAUAAAAAGGUCAAAAAGCCAUCUAAGAUUACUCUAUAUAGGCAGCAAAGUUCCAACAGUAUAACGUCAAGACCAAAAGUGACGAAAUCCACUCAAACUACAGCGACGACAUUAACUUGA